AUGCGGACGCUUCGAGUCAUCGUUUCUAACUGCGUGCAGCUCGUACUGCGCAACGACAAACUACUCAUUUCGCCAUUAAAGCUUCUAUUUCUACUUUUCUCAUGGGUUAUCCCAUAUUUAAUUCUUGCAAAUUAUCUCGAAUCAUGUCUACUCCCGUUUCGCGCUCUGUGCUACACACAAAGCGAUCUUCUUUCGACGAAACCGAUUUCGCAGGAUUUCAAUACAUGCGUGUCCAAAUUCUACCCAAAUCGUCAAGUUGAUUCGGGAAACUGCCAUCUUGACAUUAUUCCUGAUGUUUUAAUCAAACCAAAGCUUCCAAAUUUGCCCAAGAGAAUUCUAGUCAUUCGUUCCGGUCCUGGUUCACUAGAUUAUCGAUCGUUCAUCAGAAAUACUUGGAAAUCACACGUGGAGUCAUUACUUCCUGUGAUAUUUGUUUGUGCAACUUCCAAAAAUGAUACCUUACAAAUUGAGGCAGAAAAAUACAAUGACAUUUUACAAUUCAAUUUUGAAGACUCGUAUCAUAAUUUGUCAUGGAAAAUGAUGGCUAUUUAUGGAUUUGUACUUGAGCAGCUACCAUCAGUUGAGCAGAUUGUAGUUACAAAUGAUGACACUAUUGUGAAUGUAACAGCACUAGAACAGGUUUUACAUUUUCACGAAGGCCCUGUAAUGCUUGGAAAGGUUUCUAGAGGAUAUCCAAGGAUAUUCCUUCCCUGGUUGACGUGGCAUGUCCCAUCGGAUAUGUAUCCACAUUUAUGCUAUCCGUUGUUUGUUCAGGGAUCUUCAUUUGUUCUUUCAAAAGAAGGAGCAAAACUUCUUGUCAAAAACGUAUGCAAGGUUCCUCUUAUUCAUUUAGACGACGUCUUCAUGGGUGUUCUUGCGAACUGUGCUGGUUUAAAAUUGAAACACAGCGAUGGAUUUGAUAAGCACAUAUUCGAAAACUUCGUCGUAUAUCAUUAUCAAUAUUCACGACAUUCAGCUGACUACCUUCAAUCUUUAUGGAAUACUUCCCAAUUGAAAUAUUUAGUCUAA
Molecule: messenger RNA, 1029 nt
Organism: Caenorhabditis bovis
Lineage: Eukaryota; Metazoa; Nematoda; Chromadorea; Rhabditida; Rhabditidae
Source: the annotation of a GenBank genome assembly